AGGGAAAGCCAAUCCGGAACGAGGGGCGGGGACGCGCGCCCGGAAGCCGACUCUCGACCGCGAUGUCUUCUGGGAGUUGUAGUGCGGCGCAGACGCGCCAGGGCGUGCACUCCCUCGUGAGUUCCCUUCACUGGCUGACUAUGUAAAAACAAGGGUUCGUUUUCCGGGUGUGUGUGUACCUCACCCAGUAACCGGUGAAAUUUUCGAAAAUUAAUACCAAGUUGUAAGUGGUGAAUAUUUUCAGAUGGCGACUUAACACCAUUCUAGUGAAACCUGUUUUGGUCUUUUCUGAUAAAUUCAUGGAGGAAGCACUGAAGUUUAGAAAUCACUACAGAAACUGUCAUCCACAGAAAGAAAAUUGAUUUCCCAGGGAAAAAAAGCUUUUAACAAUUAAAACAACUGGAAAAAAGCGUUUGAAUUACUUAAGUCUCCGUGAUAUGGUUGAAAUUGAUUCAGAUGUACUUUUUUGGAGUUGCGGAGUUUAGCCUCAGACUAAUGCAGAACUACAGAAAUACAACUAGAUUACAAUUGUUUUUUUCCACAGAAAUCUUCUUAAAGGUUCUAAUUCCUUUUGUACAAAUACUAGGAUGAAGACUUCAAUAGCUGCUUAUUGAAAUUUCUCUAUCUGGCAGAGUAUAUUACAUUGUUUUCAACAAAUUACCAACAUUUUCAAUAUCUCUGGAACCUUUCUGUUAUAAGAAGAAAUUAUUUCUCUUUUAAUGAUGAAUGAGAAGUGGAAUAAAGCUACAAGAUAAAUAACUAGAAACAUUUAUUUUCAUGUACCUAUGAUUGUGUAAUAAUGUCAAUGAUUUUUUCCACAAUUCAGGUUCCCAGUGCCGAUUCCGACACUGCGAAGAGGCCCUUGGCAGUGACACUGUGUGCUCAUUAUGGAGAGAGAAAAAAUGUUUAGAUCCACUUUGCAGAUUUAGACACAUGGAAAUGCAGCAAAACUGUAGCAUUUCAUGCUUCUGGGAAACUCAACCUCUUGGUUGUGUGAAGAUCAGUUGUAUCUUUUAUCACAGCAAACCUCGGAAUAUCAAUGGAUUGUUUUUGCCACCAAGUAGCAAUACCACUUUGCAGAAAGACAGUCAGGAAGGAAUUCCAUCUCCGAGCCAGAGUCAGGAGCCUUUGAAACCUCAGGAGAAUAUAUCACGACCCAUUCACCAUCCUUUAGUUUUAAAAACGAACUUUGAGGACGAAGAGGAGGACGAAGAGGAACAAAAAGAUUAUUUCGAUUUGGGACAAUAUAAUUUAAAAAAAAUAUGUCCUAUAGAUGCUUCUAGUUUGUGGACAAAGACUCCUGAAGAGAUUGAAGAGAAAAGAGUAAUAAAGGAGAUGUGCUAUAAAUCUGGCGAAUACUAUAGAUUUCAUACUCCUGCAGAUACUUCAUCAUCAAAAAGCACAGCUCCUGCAGUAGAAAAAGAGCUAGAAAAGCCUUUGGAAAAUGGCAGCGAAUUGCAAGAAGGAGAUGGACUUACAAUUACAACAAAAUUUAGCCUCACUGAAAGGCAAAGUGAAACAAAAAUAUCAUUGGAUGGGAAACCAAGGACUGACAUUGCUGCUUUUGAAAAUGGAGGAGGUGACUGCUCUGUUCCACAAAGGAUUGUAUUUCUUGAAAUAGAUGAAAACAAAGGUAUAACUGAAGAAAAAGGGAUCAUCAUGUCAAAAUGCCCAAAUACCAAAGAUAACAAGGACAGUCCUCAUCCAAAGCAUUCCUUACCUACCCGACUAUUACCUACCACUCAUGUAUUAAAUGCUACCGAGAAUAUCAGUAUGAAGUCCAGAGAGGACACCUCUUCAAUGAAUGAUGUCCAGCCAGUGAAGAAGCCUCAUUUUAAAGGUGUGAAAAAAAGAAAAUGGAUUUAUGAUGAACCAAAGAACUUUUCUGGCUCUGGAAUGAGGAGAGUACAAACCCCAAAUCCAAAAAAUAAGAUGAAUUACCAUCAUCAUAAUAAAAACAGAAACGCCGAGAACGCAUCCUAUCUCCAUGUCCGAAGAGAGGCCGUCAGGACCGUCCCGCUGAGUGCACCGCCCUGCAGCAGACCUGCCAAUGGGUCCUGCCAUAAAGCCGACGUUCACAAGGACCCCAAAAUCAACGUCUGUCCAGACAAAUACGUGUCAACAUCAUAUAAUGGAUCCGCCUGGAGAAAAAGAAUUCCUUUUUCAAAAACAUAUUCAAAAACUGAAAAGAUAUAUCCAGAGCCAAGAAGAAAUGGGAGCAAAUAAACUUGGAGGUUGAGAGAAGAGAAAAGUGAGAAAAGAGAAAAGUGCCAGCCAUCAUCUGAUUUACAAUCAAAAAUGAAAAUUCAAAGAAUGAGAUAUUCAAGUAUUCCAUACUGUAUACUGGAUAGCAAAGAUGAUAAAAUGCAAAUUCUGAAAAUAAGAUGCAGGAGGUACAUUGUGCUCUUUCAAAACUGAUAAAAAUGCAAAUUACAAACAGCUGCCUGUGUACUUAUGUAAGUCUGGAAUUCAUUCAAUGCAU
Molecule: messenger RNA, 2482 nt
Organism: Cavia porcellus (domestic guinea pig)
Lineage: Eukaryota; Metazoa; Chordata; Mammalia; Rodentia; Caviidae
Gene: Zc3h11d
Product: chromosome unknown C12orf50 homolog
Exons: 14
Coding region: 934-2226 (430 amino acids)
Biological process (GO): poly(A)+ mRNA export from nucleus
Source: RefSeq, a predicted model, not a curated record